Molecule: messenger RNA, 1417 nt
Organism: Rhododendron vialii
Lineage: Eukaryota; Viridiplantae; Streptophyta; Magnoliopsida; Ericales; Ericaceae
Product: probable calcium-binding protein CML21
Exons: 5
Coding region: 417-1103 (228 amino acids)
Molecular function (GO): calcium ion binding
Source: RefSeq, a predicted model, not a curated record
GCUCCUGAUGGAAGGAAGGGGUUAUGUGUUAAAAUUUAACUUGGCUGCUCCACUCCAUAAUUUCCGAGUGCCGAGAUACACGUGGGACGGAGUACGUGGUGGGCGCAGCACAGAUCUUGGCAUUUGAUUUGAUUAUUACUCCAAACGAAACUGAUCCCAACAACAAAUCAUGAAAAGUUGACAAAAACCUACUCCACCACUGUCCUCCUCACAAAACCUUUUCUUUAAUCGAGCCUUCUUGCGGUUUUCCCAUCUGGGUACCUCUAUAUACUGAAAAAAUACAGGGCACUGUAUAGUGAGUUUACAACACUCCUCAUAGGCUCAUACCCAUCAAUUCUUGAUAUUACUCCGCCGCAUCUUUUUUGUUUUCGCCAGACCUUGGGUAGUAUCGUCCCAGGUUAUCUUUCUAAUUGAGAAUGGGAGGCUCAUUCGGCAAGGGUGAUGCGUCCAAGGCCUGUAUAACAGAAACAAAGCUGGAGACCAAAAUGGUAGAAGCCAUGCAGCGAAGAGCAUCUGAAGGAAGUUCAAUGAAAUCAUUCAACAGCAUAAUCUUGAAAUUUCCCAAAAUUGAUGAGAGCCUGAGAAAGUGCAAAGAUAUCUUCAAGCAAUUUGAUGAGGAUGGAAACGGUGCAAUAGAUCCGCAAGAACUGAAGCAUUGUUUCCAAAUACUAGAGAUUAAUUGUACUGAGGAAGAGAUUAAUGAUCUGUUUGAGGCAUGCGAUAUCAAUGAUGAUAUGGGAAUGAAGUUCAAUGAGUUCAUUGUGCUUCUGUGCCUUGUUUAUCUUCUGAAGGAGGACCCAUCUGCCCUUCAUGCUAAAACACGGAUGGGGAUGCCAAAUUUGGAGGCAACCUUUGAAACAUUGGUUGAUGCAUUUGUGUUCUUGGACAAGAACAAGGAUGGAUAUGUUAGCAAGAGUGAGAUGAUUCAGGCAAUAAAUGAAACCACUUCAGGGGAAAGGUCAUCUGGUCGAAUUGCCAUGAAAAGAUUUGAAGAAAUGGACUGGGAUAAAAAUGGAAUGGUGAACUUUAAGGAGUUUCUUUUUGCAUUCACUCGUUGGGUUGGCAUUGAUGACGUUGAGGAUGAAGAAGAAGAGAAUGUCUGAAUUCAAGAUAUUGGUCGGUUUCCUCCAUGUCAACUGCCAGUCAGGGUGAUCAGCAGCUCUGAGAGCAGUCAGAUCCCCCACAAGGUCAACAACAUAAACAUGCAGGAUGAUAACACUUUCCCCGCUAAGUUUGUAUGUAAAUAAUCUCAACAGUGUAGAACCUGUUGUAGUUGCUUUUAGUCAUGACAUAAAAGACUGCUCCAUGCUUGACAUGUUAAUCUGUGCUGUAUUGAAGCCAAUAUUUCCCACCUUUUACGGGUAAAACCGCAAGGAUACUUUUGAUAUCAGUACUGAUUUUGGAAAGAAUUCGAAAA